CAAAGAACCAAAAUUGAAGUCAUGGCGGACGACCCGGCUGAGAUCUACGACGGAAUCAGAGCCGAAUUUCCUCUCUCAUUCGGUAAGCAAUCCAAAUCUCAAACCCCUCUCGAAACCAUCCACAAUACGACACGUCGUAACCAGAGCCUCCACCAACAACCACCCUCCUCCUCCUCCUCCGCCGCCAACGACCUCCCUUCUCUCUCCUCCUCCUCCAAAACCUGGCUCAAUUCCCUCCGCUCCGCCAAAACCCCUAACCCUAACCCUAACGAUUCGGAUGCAUCCCUUAUCGGACCACCUCGUCCGCCGCAGCCGAAUUCGACCGAUGAAGACGACGGCGACGCCCUUAUUGGACCACCUCCGCCGCCACCGGGGGGCGCCGAGAGCGACGACGAUGGGGAGAUGAUUGGGCCGCCGGCGCCGGCGCGGUCCAAUAUGGAGGAUUCGGAUUCCGAAGCGGAGGAGGAGAACAAGUACCGGAUUCCAGUGAGCAAUGAGAUUGUGCUGAAGGGACACACCAAGGUGGUUUCGGCCCUGGCCAUUGAUCACACUGGUUCUAGGGUUGUAACUGGUAGCUAUGACUAUUCGGUGAGAAUGUACGAUUUCCAAGGAAUGAAUGCAAAGCUGCAAUCUUUCCGGCAGCUGGAGCCGUCGGAAGGUCAUCAAGUCAGGACUAUUAGCUGGAGCCCCACCGCCGACCGGUUUCUUUGUGUCACCGGCUCUGCUCAGGCAAAGAUUUAUGAUCGUGACGGACUUACUCUCGGAGAGUUUGUUAAAGGGGACAUGUAUAUUCGUGAUCUUAAGAAUACCAAGGGGCAUAUUACUGGAUUGACCUGUGGACAGUGGCACCCUAGGAAGAAAGACGAAAUCUUGACAUCGUCGGAGGAUGGGUCGCUGCGCAUUUGGGAUGUCAAUGACUUCAAAACUCAGAAACAGGUAAUCAAGCCAAAACUUGCUAGGCCUGGAAGAGUUCCAGUCACCACUUGUGCUUGGGAUCAUGAAGGCCAACGGAUUGCAGGUGGUAUAGGAGAUGGUUCUAUACAGGUUUGGAACAUUAAACCCGGAUGGGGAAGUAGGCCAGACAUACAUGUUCCAGGAGCUCAUUCAGAUGAUAUUACUGGGCUUAAGUUUUCUAGGGAUGGGAGAAUCUUACUCUCAAGAAGCUGUGAUGGCACUUUGAAGGUUUGGGAUUUACGUCAGAUGAAAGAUCCUCUCAAGGUGUUUCAGGAUCUCCCAGAUAAUUAUGCACAAACCAAUAUUGCAUUUAGUCCUGAUGAGCAACUCUUUCUGACUGGAACUUCAAUUGAAAGGGAGAGCACAACUGGUGGAUUACUAUGCUUCUUUGAUCGAGCAAAACUGGAACUUGUUUCAAAAGUUGGGAUAUCCCCUACUUGUAGUGUUGUGCAAUGUGCCUGGCACCCAAAACUGAAUCAGAUCUUUGCAACAAUGGGGGAUAAAAGUCAAGGCGAAACUCAUGUAUUAUAUGAUCCAACUCUUAGUGAAAGAGGAGCUCUUGUUUGUGUUGCACGUGCACCUAGGAAAAAAUCUGUUGAUGAUUUUGUGGCAAACCCAGUCAUACACAACCCUCAUGCUCUACCUUUAUUUAGAGAUCAACCAAGCCGUAAGCGUGAGCGAGAGAAAACAUUGAAGGAUCCAGUUAAAUCCCAUAAGCCUGACCUUCCCAUGACAGGACCAGGCUUUGGUGGAAGAGUUGGCGUAAGUAAAGGAAGCUUAUUGACCCAGUACCUUAUGAAGCAAGGUGGUAUGAUCAAGGAGACGUGGAUGGACGAAGAUCCAAGAGAAGCCAUACUGAAGUAUGCAGAUGUUGCAGCAAAAGAUCCAAAGUACAUAGCUCCAGCUUAUGCAGAAACCCAGCCUGAAACAGUUUUUGCGAAAUCAGACUCUGAGGAUGAAGAGAAAUGAUCUGAUUAUGGUUCCUAUGGUAGCCAUUACUGGAAUGACUGUUGCUUGACCAAGGACAAAACCAAAGGCUACUUGCCACAACAUUGCAUCUGCAGAAACAUUGUGAGCGCCAUACUAAUGGUCACAGAGGAUUCAAUUCUUGAAGGAAAAUGCUAAACUAUGGUAGUUGGUAGAAUGAAAUGUGACGCUUUGAAUUUGCUAUAUUGAUGGAUGUAGUCCUCCGAAAUGACACCACAAUGUGAAUGUAAAUGCAGUAAAAUCUGUAAUACUUUUUUGAAGUAAAAUUUUGUUGUACUCUUAUUAGUUAUUACUAAUUAGGUAUUCUAGCU
Messenger RNA from Fragaria vesca subsp. vesca, 2252 nucleotides. RefSeq names its product WD repeat-containing protein 70-like. Gene Ontology annotation, cellular component: nucleus; site of double-strand break. The record is from RefSeq and is a predicted model, not a curated record. Gene Ontology annotation, molecular function: protein binding. Lineage: Eukaryota; Viridiplantae; Streptophyta; Magnoliopsida; Rosales; Rosaceae. The coding region runs from base 22 to 1923 and encodes 633 amino acids. The transcript has 7 exons. Gene Ontology annotation, biological process: regulation of DNA double-strand break processing.